CCAUCCAUCCUUCAGUUCACCCAUUUAUCAGUCUCGGGCAGUGACGGUGCAUUCGGCUCGGCAGGGGAUCUGCAGCUCGUUAGUUAAAACCACCGACUGGAAGGGCUGCGGCGGGGAAUGGAAGCCGAGGACCUGAGCAGAGAGCCAUCCCAUAUGACAAAGAGUGGUACUUUUUAGAGAGGAAAAAAAAUCACGACAACUUACCAGUACAUUGAAAAAGUCCAAAAACAUGAGCAAUAUAUGACCCCUUUGGACCUCUCACCUCCACAAAGGCAUAAUUUGGAGAUUCAACGUUCAAAGGUCUAUUAGCCACUAGAAAGCUGGUCCUGAAGUUUUAGAUACUCUCUUGAGCAAAUUCAGGCAUUUUACCAAUUUCCAUUCCAUCCAAUGAUGGCUACAGCUCCCAACAUGGAAUUUAUGAAUGAACAACCAGCUCUGCCAGAAAUUCCAGCCCCAGUCUUUGACCCAGAACCUGUUCAAGUAGAAAAGGGAAGAAAAAGAAGAACCAGAUCAUCAGAGCCAAAAAAGCCGGAGCCAAAAAAACCUGCCGCAUCCCCCAAAUCGGCCAAGUCAACAAAAUCCAAGGGGAAACAAGAAAAAAUUACAGACACUUUCAAAGUGAAAAGGAAAGUGGAUCGUUUUAAUGGGGUCUCAGAAGCUGAACUUCUGACCAAGACCCUGCCUGAUAUUUUGACCUUCAACCUGGAUAUUGUCAUUAUUGGCAUAAACCCCGGACUUAUGGCGGCCUACAAAGGGCAUCAUUACCCAGGACCUGGGAACCAUUUUUGGAAAUGCCUCUUUAUGUCUGGGCUGAGUGAGGUCCAGUUAAAUCAUAUGGAUGACCAUACUUUGCCAGGAAAGUAUGGCAUUGGCUUUACAAAUAUGGUUGAAAGGACCACCCCAGGCAGCAAGGAUCUCUCAAGUAAAGAAUUUCGCGAAGGAGGACGUAUUUUGGUGCAGAAAUUACAGAAGUACCAACCUCGAAUAGCAGUUUUCAAUGGAAAAUGUAUUUAUGAAAUUUUUAGUAAAGAAGUUUUUGGAGUAAAAGUUAAGAAGUUGGAAUUUGGACUUCAGCCCCAUAAGGUCCCAGAUACUGAAACUCUCUGCUAUGUCAUGCCGUCAUCUAGUGCCAGGUGUGCUCAAUUCCCACGGGCCCAAGAUAAAGUGCAUUAUUAUAUCAAGCUGAGAGAUUUGAGAGAUCAGCUGAAAGGUGUUGUACCAAAUGCAGAUGUGCAGGAGGUGCAGUAUACAUUUAAUCUGCAACUUGCCCAAGAGGAUGCAAGGAAGAUGGCUGUUAAAGAAGAAAAAUAUGAUCCUGGUUAUGAGGCAGCCUAUGGAGGUGCUUACUGUGAAAAAGCAUGUGAUGUUGAGCCGUGUGCCUUCUCUUUAGAUGGGACAGGAACAAAUAAUGCAAUCUUAAGCGGAGAACCAACUUUUGGGGACAUUGCAAGCGACCAGUGGAUGACGCAGUCAUUCACAGACCAGAUUCUGCCUUCAUUCAAUCCCUUUGGGACACCAGAGCAAGAGGGCGGCUGUGUGUGAGAACAGCCUUUGGAAGCUCAUCCUAAAUGCUGCAGUUUUAAUGCAGCUGUCCAAAAGAAGAGUGCCUCAGUUCACCAGCUGAAGCAUUUUAAGUGGAUUUUACUCCUUUUAUUUUCUGAUAACCCCAAACUGUUGUGUGGUAGAAUUAGCUUGAUGAGCUAGCUAGCUAGAUAGUGUGAAGCAAAUGUAGAUCCUUUUGUAUGUGAGUUUUUAUAUUUAACUUAUGCCAUCAUUACAGUUUUUGACAAACUGUAGUCUCAUUUUGGAAGAAAUGAUUUCUUUUGGGAGUUGCUUGUAGUUUGUAUUUUUUUUUUAAACAGCCUGUAUAUUUAUACUUCUUAAACCUGCAUCUAGGAAGAAAUUCCAGGGUCCCUAUGCCUGAAAAGCACAUUCUGUGCAUGAUUGUCACGGGUACAGACACACAGAUGUGUGUCACAAUUCACGUGUGCACAUGACACGCCUCACCUGCUGUCCAUGAAAUAUGUACUUUGGGACUUGGGGAUUUUCCAGUUGUGCUGAUAUAGGACCCUAAAUCAUUUUUUCCCCAAAGUGGCCCCUUCCCCAUGUGGCCAACAGUUUGCAUUUAUUGGUAAGGAAGUUGCCUGGGCUCAAUCCAUGUGUGGCUCAGGAUCAGAGCCUUUCCUCUGCAGCAGGCCAGGAGCUGGCAUAAAGCAGCCGGCUCUGGGGAAUGCAGACAGGCCAUUGAAAAUCACAUUUUCAGUGGUUCAUUUGUCACUUGGCAGAUUGUUACUUGUGAGGAAGAACAGAGGUAUGUGGUUUGGAGGCAGUGACCUUUAUGUCUGGGUGCCUGCCUCUGCUCUCCAUGUGGUAGGGGAAGAAAGAAAGACGGGAGCAAAACGAAUGACUUUUAGUCAGAGCAAGGCAUUGCUCAUAAUGUUUUCAUGAUCAAAUAGGUGCUUUUCAUACUUGAAACAUGCAUAAAAUGUGGUGUCUAUAGCAUAAUAUCAUUUUCCUUGCUGGUCUUAUCUAAUAAGCCAGUACUUUUCAUUCCCUCUCUCCACCAUAACUCAUCUCUUUGGCAAGAAUGUCCAUAGGUUAGGGUGGGUGCCAUGAAAAAGGUAUUUGGAUUCUUUUGAUUUUCUAGCAUACAGUCUCCAUGGUGCUACAGAUGACCCCAUAAUUCCUUUGUUUUGUGUGUGUUACACCCAUUCAUUGAUGCCACUUUUAUUCAAUUCUGACCUGGUCAGAAUGCUCCAAUCAUGGAAGGUCAGAGCUGGAAGAGGCCCUGGAGAGGCCUGCUAGUUCAGCUCCUUAAUUUUGUUAGUGAGGAAACUGAGGCCCAGUGAGGGUGAUAAGUGUUUUGUGAACUAGGGCAAGAACCCAAAUGUCCUAAUCCCCAAUCCAGUGCUCUUAAACGUCAUGCUUUUAUAUUCAGAUAGUAUGUGGCUUUUUAAAUAUGAAAUAUUUAUGAUGGUUUAUAGUUCUUGUUUUCAGGGGGUCGUGUGGCUUACCCCACUCUUUGUAAUAGCUGUUUAAAAAUUGAUCUUGUGAAUCGGAUCUUGCCCUUUUUUUUUGCUGUGGGCUGUGCUGGAAGCUUUCUCUUUUUGCUGAAGUCUCAGUCAAGCUGUGUGAAAAUCUUUGUUCUUUGUUCUCUAAAAUGAUGUACUGUAUUACCGUUUACAUGGACGUUCAAGGUGCUCCCAAGUGCCUUGCAUCAGGGAUUAGUAGGAAUUCAAUUCUAUUUUCACAAGAACUAUGUAAAUUAGCAUGUGAUUAGGUACCACUAGAGUAUGUAUGUCACUAUUGUAGCUUUACAAUAGUUUUGGUUUUAGUCUUUGGAUUUUGUCACACACCGGCUAUGGAAGUGAAUAUUAGAAAUAUCUAACCAUGUGAUAUGGCGUUUUCAUGAAACCCAAGAAAUCAGUCGUGGCUAUUCAAUUAUCUUCUCUAUGAUGGUCUGGAGCUUUUUCAUUAAAUGAUGGAUGGAAAAUAUUUUAAAUUCUUUCAGAAGUCUGCCAAUUUUGACAAAUUUGACAAUAAAAUUAUAGGAAUUCUG
Monodelphis domestica (gray short-tailed opossum) is the source of this 3559-nucleotide messenger RNA. It is a transcript of the gene TDG, whose product is annotated as thymine DNA glycosylase. The record is from RefSeq and is a predicted model, not a curated record. Gene Ontology annotation, biological process: base-excision repair, AP site formation. Lineage: Eukaryota; Metazoa; Chordata; Mammalia; Didelphimorphia; Didelphidae. Gene Ontology annotation, cellular component: nucleus. Gene Ontology annotation, molecular function: pyrimidine-specific mismatch base pair DNA N-glycosylase activity; uracil DNA N-glycosylase activity.